GUUGUUCAUAAAUAAUGACGUUAGGACCUUUGAUUCUAAUGGCAUUGUGUACUUUUGAGACUAUAAGGUCUAAACUACAAGGAUUUUGCUAAAGUAGGAUAAUGGGCUUUUGCAGGUAACAUAUUAUGCGGGGCUGUUUGUACGAAUCGUUUCGAGAAAUCCACCUACUGUUUUGAAAAUGUUAACGAUUAUUUGUAUUAUUAUUAAAUGUAACAAAGCAACUAAGAACAGUAAUCACUCUAAAUCGUAUUCAAAAGUAGGCGUGUUGAAAAUACGUAGGCAGACAUAGAGGAGAAGGGGAGGAGAGACCAGCGGAAGAGGAAAACCGCCAUCUUCGUGAGGUCUUCAUUCGUGCCUGCUGGCCUAUCCCUGUGUGUUCCCAAAUGCCGAGACACUGUUCUGCUGGUGGUUGCAAGUCCCGUGACACCAGAGAUUCCCGCAAGGCCGGCAUUACUUUCCACAGGUUACCGAAAAGAGAAAAUCCCCGGCGAGGCCUUUGGAUCAUCAACUCGCGCCGCACAGACCCUCAGGGCCAGGGUCUGUGGGACCCCCAGAGUGACUUCAUCUAUUUCUGCUCCAAGCACUUCACCCCAGGGAGCUUUGAGCUUUCGGGAGUCAGUGGUUAUCGGAGGUUGAAAGAUGAUGCAUUGCCCACAGUCUUUGAGUCCUUCACCGGCCAGAAGGGAAGAGCAGCGAAAAAGACCACGCGAGGCAAGGGCAAGCAAGCAGACACAGGCAAACCAGCCAGGACAAAAGCCAGCACUUUGAAGGAGGCUUCAGACAGACAUGAUGUCCAGCAGACAGCUACAGAUACUGAGAAUGUGACUGGUGGAGAAACAAGCCACACAUCAGAGGCAGCCAAUGGAGAAGCAAACAAUCAACAGGGGGUGGGCUCUGGGUCUACUCCUCAGGUCUCAUCAGAAACCCCCGUUACUCCCCUGCAAACCCACCAAUCAGCAUGCGACACGGCAUCAGACCAGCCAUCAUCUCCCAGGCCUACAUCCCCAUCCCGCUACAUGAGGCGGCUUCCGCCUCCUCCAGGCUUCUACCUGCCUAGAGAGCACAGCUACGCUCAGCUCUGCCCCCUGGUGUGGAGAAAGCGGUAUGACAGGGCCAUCGACAACCUGGAGAAGGCGCUCCGCUUGCUGAGCGCUGCUCGGCGGCGGGAGAGCCGUUUGCGGCAUGCAGUCGUGCGUCUGCGGGAGAGCCGGCUCAGGAGCAAACUGUUCCGCCUGCGAGAGGGAGGGGGCCGUGGGAAAGAGGGCCGGGGAGGCCGGGGGAGGUCCCUGUCCUGGUCCGCCCAGCGAGGAGGAGGAGGAGGAGGAGGAGGAGGAGGAGGAGGAGGAGGUGGGGGAGGUGGGGAGCCAGUUAAGCCCGGGGGGGGAGCCUGUUUUGGGAGUAUGGAUGACAGUGAGUUGGAAGGGGCUGUAGAGGACCUGGAUGUACUAGGUGAGGAGGCAGGAGGGUGGAGGGGUCAGGGCCGGAUGAGAGGUGCAGGGGAGGAGGAAGACGGGUGCUGUUUUUACUGUGGACGAGGGAGGGAUAGCGAGGGGCCCAGAGAGGGGGCCCAGAGAACUGUGGAAGGAGACGUUGGGGGAGAUGAGAGGGAGGGUGAAGGCAGACGAGGAAGACGAGGCGCCAAGCAGGGCAGAGCCAGGAAACCCGGGGAGACCAGGGGGGAUGUCAGAGACGCUUCAAAGGAAUGCUACUUCUACUACUACCAAACUUCCGAGACGGAGGAAGACAUGGCGGAAGCUAGAGUGGAUAUCCAUGGCAACCUGCUGCGACCGCUCCCUGUCGCGCACCAGCAAGCCGAGAGCUGCGUGCAGGUGCAACCUCUGGCGGGGGCGCCUUUUCCUACCGUCACACUACAGGACUCCACCAGCACCCCAUUCCAGCUCAUCCAGUCCAGCUCCUCCGUGCCGCAGAGGCUGCUCCUCACAGAUCUGGUGUCCAGCGAGGGAACUCUGGUGGGGGGGCAACAGGAGUCGGACCAACAGCAGUACUGGGUACAGGAGACGACGGAGGGCAGCGUGUUACUGAUUCCGGUGCCUUCUGCUGAGGGCAAAGGCACGGUCACUGUCAGGGGUGUUUCUGAGGACAUGGACACCCAGACGAUAUUUGUGUCAGAUGUGGGAUUUCACAGUAACCCAACGGAGGACAGGGAGGGGCUAAGAGCCGAGGGUGACACUAUUGUCCUGAGGUGUAGUGGGCCAAGUGACAGACAGGGCAGCCUCCAAUCAAAUGUCAAAGGUGCAGUCCUAAGUGGAGAUGUGAAGGAGAAGUUAAAAGAACAUUUAGAGGGUUUUCAGCUUCAGUUAAGCGAUGAAUUAAUGGACUAAAGAGUUUGUGGACAAAUGUAUCUGUGGAUAUCUAUUGAAGUACUGUGAAUGAAAGAUUUUGUUUUUUUACACUCUAUGACUGAUAGAUCUAUCUAUGACCUUAAUGAAACAGUUGAUGUUUGAAAGGAAGGCCGAGGGACUUUCAAGAACCACUGUUCUAAUAUGUGUACAUUUCAUUGAGUUGGUGCCUUUAAUGAAAACUGAAUGGGACUCUUUCAAUUUCGCAAUAUUUUGUGGUUAUUGCAUAUUGCAUUAUUGUACACAUACAGUUGUUGCAGCUGUUUACAGCCAUUUCACAACUAUUAAAUUAGGUUUAUUUUCCAAAG
Clupea harengus (Atlantic herring) is the source of this 2668-nucleotide messenger RNA. RefSeq names its product THAP domain containing 7 (gene thap7). Gene Ontology annotation, biological process: regulation of DNA-templated transcription. The record is from RefSeq and is a predicted model, not a curated record. Lineage: Eukaryota; Metazoa; Chordata; Actinopteri; Clupeiformes; Clupeidae. Gene Ontology annotation, cellular component: nucleus.